Pseudomassariella vexata is the source of this 1050-nucleotide messenger RNA. RefSeq lists its product as uncharacterized. The coding region runs from base 183 to 614 and encodes 143 amino acids. The transcript has 2 exons. The record is from RefSeq and is a predicted model, not a curated record. NCBI's taxonomy places the organism in Eukaryota, Fungi, Ascomycota, Sordariomycetes, Amphisphaeriales, Pseudomassariaceae.
CCCCAACGAGGCUCUAUUCGCCAGUGAAUCCUGUCCAAGAAGGCUGGCAAGCGCGAUAUGACGGCCAUAUAUUACCUCAACAUCGAGCUUUUUCUGCCGUAACCUGCUCCACCUCCUUGGAACGAACAAACGAACAGAGAGGCCAGUAACAAGCAACGAAGCAAGUCAGAACGGAAAGUACCAUGACCAAACCUUGGGAUACUUACGAAGCCACCAUCAAGAGCUUGUAUACUAAGCAUACACUCUCUACCGUUCGGCAGAUCAUGCUCCAAGAGUACGGAUUCAAGGCAUCUGAUUUCAGGACAACGCUUCCAUCUCACCAGCAUACCCCCGACUAUGACCACAACAGUGUGCCAUACCGAGAUUCCCAGAACCACCAAGCCAAUUCUCAGAUCGUGGCUUAUCCCAAUGACAAAAACAACGAUGGAGGCAUCGUCCAGGCUGAAUCAACAACCAACGAGACCACAGGUCCCUACCUUUCAUUUGAUGGCUAUUAUGGAGCCUCAGUCACUACUAUGCCGGGCGAUACUCCCUCGUAUGCUUACCCCUUCCAAACUCCAGUUGAGCUGAUCGAAACCGAGGCCCUGAAGACCCAAAUGCAGGGCCAAGAAUGAACAUAGUUGGCUUAGACGCAACGACACCGGGACCUGUGAGCCCGAAUCACAUCUUUUUUUAAUGAUAGCGGGCAUUGAUGGGUGGGGUUUCUUUUGCGGAAUAAUGAACGACUUGGCAUGAUUCAUAAUCUUCACGGCCCAUCCUUGUAAACCCGUCACUGGCAUUAAAAAGGGAUAAUCCUUGAACUCCAUGUAAAGCGUCUUCGCCAGCUAACUCUCUUUUCGAACGAAGAACCAAGCAACGACUCCUGCGGAGCAUGUAUCCCUUCGAGAGAGCUCAUACAAGGGUACACACCUUAGUGACUAGCCCAUCAUGACAUCCAGCUCUUAAUGGCAGCAUGAUUGUCCCGCAGGCUGUUUCAGCGCGGGGGUUUCUGAUGUCCAAUCAAAAUAAGUCGCCUCCAGUGUCCUCCAUGAAACUUAUUCCCGGCUAAAA